AUGCCUGCCCUGUCCGCGCGGCGCCCUUCGCUGUGCGUGUUGUGCGCAUUCGCCGCCCGGCCAUGGCACGCGCAGCCGCAACGCCUGGUACCGCGGAUCCAGGUCGCCCACCGAAGCGCCACAUCAUCUGGCAGUGGCAGUGGCAGCAGACGUAGCAGCAACAGCAACAGCAACAGCAACAGCAGCAGCAGCAGCAGCAGCAGCAACAGCAGCAACAGCAACAGCAACAGUAACAGCAGCAACAAUACCACCAACACCAACACCAACACCAACACCAAAAAUGGCUACGGCGGCCGUCCGGGCGCAUUCAGAAACGGACGCGCCUCCAAGUCGGCCACCUUCAACCCGCUCAGCUCCAGGAACAGCUUCCGGUACGCGGGCAGCCCGCCGGCGGACGCGCUCCGCACCGUCGUAGACAGCAAGCUCGGCAAGCUGCGCCUCGAGUUCACCGAGCCGGGCUUCCUCGACAGCCUGCAGCUCACCCAGGAACAGUUCGCCAAGGAGUGGCGCGCGUUCGACAUGGCCAUCGGCGCGUGGGUCAAGCAGGCCGGCAGAGAGCUGUCUGACCUCGUGCGCGAGGCCCAGCGCGGCAAGGACACGCUCGAGACGCGCCUGCGCUACCUCUUCUACGCCCAGACCUGCGGCGGCCGCUUCACCACCGCCGAGCUCGAGAACCAGAAGGAGGUGGCCGACCUGCGCCAUCCCGCCGAGUGGUAUCCCGCCACCCGCGAGCUCCCCCGCGUCGUCCACAUGCACGUCGGCCCCACCAACUCGGGCAAGACCUACCACGCCCUCCAGCGCCUCGAGGCAGCCAGCUCGGGCAUCUACCUCGGCCCCCUGCGCCUGCUCGCCCACGAGGUCUUCACCCGCCUCAACGCAAAGGGCAAGCCCUGCGCCCUCGUCACCGGCGAGGAGCAGCGCAUCCCCGACGGACACGCCCCGCCCAUGUACAGCUGCACCGUCGAGAUGGCCCCCCUCAACACAAAGUUCGACGUGGCCGUCAUCGACGAGAUCCAGAUGAUCAACCACCCCGAGCGUGGCUGGGCCUGGACACAGGCCUUCCUGGGCCUGCAGGCCCGCGAGAUGCACCUCUGCGGCGAGGCCAGGACCGUCGACAUGAUGCGCCAGCUGUGCGCCCUGGUUGGCGACGAGCUCCACGUCCACGAGUACGAACGCCUGACGCCUCUGCAGGUGCUGCCACGCAGCUUGGGCGGCAAGCUGAACAAGCUGGAAAAGGGCGACUGUCUCGUCGCCUUCACCGUGGUCGGUAUCCACGCGCUUCGCCGCGAGAUUGAGAAGCAGACGGGCAAAAAGUGCGCCAUUGUCUACGGCAGCCUGCCGCCCGAGACGAGAGCGCAGCAGGCCCGACUCUUCAACGAUCCCGACAACGAGUACGACUAUCUCGUCGCCAGUGACGCCAUCGGCAUGGGCUUGAAUCUCGCCAUCAAGCGGGUCAUCUUCGAGUCCACCAUGAAGAGCAACGGCGUCAAGUACGUCCCCCUGCAGGUCUCGGAGAUCAAGCAGAUUGCCGGCCGCGCUGGCCGCUACAAGACCGCCGCAGACGCCGUGAGCGACAGCACACCCACUGCAGAGGGAGCGGAGCCCAAGGCGGCGAAGAAGGAGAAGGAGAAAGAGAAGACUGUGGGAUGGUGCACCACGCUCGACCAAAUCGACCACGACGCCCUGAAGACGGGCAUGAGCAGCGAACCCGAGCCGAUCGAAACGGCGGGUCUGUUCCCCCCGUCGCUCAUCGUCGAGCGCUUUGCCAACUACUUCCCCCCCGGCACGCCCUUUAGCUACAUCCUCCUCCGUCUCCACGAGAUAUCCGAGAUCCACCCGCGCUUCCACCUGUGCGGUCUGAAGGAACAGCUCGCCAUCGCCGACGCCAUUCACACCAUCAAGAACCUCAGCAUCCAAGAUCGCAUCAUGAUUUGCUCCGCGCCAUGCAACAUGCGCGACGCUGCCGAGAAGACGUUCUUGCGCACGCUGGCAGAGUGCAUCGCAGACGGCAAGUCGGGGAAUCUGCUCGAGCUACCGAACCUGCCGCUCCACGUCAUGGACGGGCCGGCGAAAGGCGAUCGAGCGUACCUCUACUCGCUGGAGCAGCUCCACAAGAUGGUGGUCCUCUAUCUCUGGCUCAGCUACCGCUUCCCCAACGUCUUCACCACCCGCUCCCUCGCCAUCUACACAAAGAAGCUGCUCGAGGACCAGAUCGAGAGCACGCUCACCGGCUUCUCCUACACGGAGCUCCGUCUCAAGCAGAAGGAGAAGCGAGAUCGCGAGAGGCUGAAGCGGUCCAACGAAGCCGACGAGGCUGUCCAUGAGCGGGAGCGGCAGAUGCCCGCGCCGCCUGGCAUGCCGGCGGAAGCCAGGGACAUUGUCAACGACAAGCACGCUUUCGCAGAGGGGGCGCCCACGACCGAUGAUGUGGACGAGUACCCCGAGGAGCCUGUCGAAGACGCGAGUCCACCAGCCGAGCUCGACAGCGUUCUCGAGGAAGCCAAAGGGAAGAAGCAACGCGCAGCGGGGGGGUGA
Molecule: messenger RNA, 2535 nt
Organism: Ascochyta rabiei
Lineage: Eukaryota; Fungi; Ascomycota; Dothideomycetes; Pleosporales; Didymellaceae
Product: RNA helicase
Exons: 2
Coding region: 1-2535 (844 amino acids)
Biological process (GO): mitochondrial RNA 3'-end processing; RNA catabolic process
Cellular component (GO): mitochondrial degradosome
Molecular function (GO): ATP binding; RNA helicase activity; hydrolase activity, acting on acid anhydrides
Source: RefSeq, a predicted model, not a curated record